This is a messenger RNA of Micropterus salmoides (largemouth bass), 4389 nucleotides long. RefSeq names its product anoctamin 7 (gene ano7). Gene Ontology annotation, biological process: chloride transmembrane transport; calcium activated phospholipid scrambling. The coding region runs from base 175 to 2832 and encodes 885 amino acids. Gene Ontology annotation, cellular component: plasma membrane. Gene Ontology annotation, molecular function: protein dimerization activity; chloride channel activity. The transcript has 24 exons. Lineage: Eukaryota; Metazoa; Chordata; Actinopteri; Centrarchiformes; Centrarchidae. The record is from RefSeq and is a predicted model, not a curated record.
AACACGAGGUGCGGGGCUUGUACAGCAGUCAGGUCUGCAGCUGGAAACAGGACACAGAGAGAGAGAGAGAGAGACAGCUCCUCUGUUCCGAAGCCGGAGACUUACCUGAGCUUCACCUGAUCCCGGGACCGACACAGUGUUUGUGGAUCUGCAGGAGGACAAAGGAGGCGGGGCAUGAUGAGGAGGAGAGGGGAGCAGCGGGAGGACAGCGCCACGCUCAUCGCCAUGGAAAACAGUUCGCAGAACAGCUACGGCAGCAUCGACACGAAUGCACCUGCUCAGAACAGGAACGUGUUCAGUGACGGAUCGACUCGAGUUGAUUUUGUGUUGGUGUGGGAGGAGCCUCGGAGCUCCAAGGAGGAGGAGAGCACAGGUGUUAGCCCCACCCACAGGAAGUGGAGGGAGAAGUUUCUGAACCAACUGAGACGCACCGGACUGCUGCUGGAGCUGAAGGAGGUCCUUCAGACCAAGAGGAAGAUCUGUUUUGUCCUCCUCAGCGCUCCGUGGAGCGUCCUGUGUUACUACGCUGAAGAGAUCAGUCUCAGAGUGCCUCUGCAGGUGGUCACCACUCCGUUCAUUAACUGGUCUGAGAAGGUCCUGUCCAGGCUGUCAAUUCCCAACCUUCUGUUUCAGGACGUCCCGAACCCCCCACCUGACUACUACACCUGUCAGUUCAGGACCAACAAGCUGCAGAGGUUUCUGGGCAGCAACGACAGAGAGACGUUCUUCAAAUCAACUCAGAGACACCAGGUGCUGUAUGAGAUCCUGGCCCGGACCCGGUACGGUUCAGUGAAAAAGGGAAGGGUGGGAAUCGACCGACUGCUGAGUGAGCAGGUCUUCACUGCUGCCUACCCGCUGCAUGAGGGAGGUUUCAAGCCUCCAAACCCUCCGGUGCCCCCCCAGUCUUUAGGUCUGAGACAGAUCCUGUAUACAUACUGGGCCCGGUGGUCCUGCUUUAAACGCUACCAACCUCUGCAUCACAUCAGGGAGUACUUUGGAGAGAAGAUAGCCCUUUACUUUGCCUGGCUCGGUUUCUACACGGGCUGGCUGUUGCCGGCGGCUCUCGUUGGGACUGUGAUCUUCUUGUUUGGGUUCUGGGUCGUGGCCACUGAUGUUCCAGCGAUGGAGUUGUGUGACAGUGGGAACAGCUUCAUCAUGUGUCCUCUCUGUAACAUCUGCUCCCACUGGAACUACUCCAGCAUCUGUCUCACCUACAAGGUUGGUCUUUUGUUUGAUAAUGGAGGAACAGUGUUUCUCAGUGUCUUCAUGGCUCUGUGGUCCGUCACCUUCCUGGAGUACUGGAAGAGAAGUUGUUCAACUCUGACUCACCGCUGGGGCUGCUCCGAAUUCCAGGACAUUGAGGAGCGCCCUCGUCCAGAGUUUACCGCCAUGGCGCCGAUGACCAUGAGGAACCCGGUGACCGGAGCAGAGGAACCAUACUUCCCUGAAAGUAAACGACUCAACAGAACUCUGACCGGCUGCAUGAUCAUCAUCACCAUGGUUGCUGUGGUGCUGAUGUUCCUCAUCACCAUCAUUCUGUAUCGCACCAUCAUUGGCAUCAUCAUCUCCAAGUCUCGCAACAGCUUCCUCACUUUUUCGGCUGGGAGGAUAGCCAGUAUUUCAGGAUCUGUUUUGAACCUGUUGGUCAUCCUCAUGUUGUCCAGAGUUUACAUCUCACUGGCCCGCAUCCUCACCCGCUGGGAGAUGCAUCGGACUCAAACUAAAUAUGAAGACAUGUUCAUCCUCAAAGUUUUCAUCUUCCAGUUUGUCAACUUCUACUCAUCUCCGGUUUACAUCGCCUUCUUCAAAGGCAGGUUCAUUGGGUACCCUGGAAACUACAACACUCCGUUUGGAGUUCGCAACGAAGACUGUGGAGCAGGUGGAUGUCUCAUUGAACUGGCCCAGGAGAUGCUGGUCAUCAUGGUGGGAAAACAACUGAUCAACAACAUCCAGGAGUUCAUCAGCCCGAAGUUGAAGUCGUGGUGGCAGAAGAGGAAGAUAAGUCGAGGGCAGAAGAAGGAGAAGGAAGGAGAGGAGGUGAAGGAGAAGGGAAAGGAGGAGGUUUCUCCCUGGGAGGCCGACUACCAGCUGCUGGUCUGUGAGGGACUCUUUGACGAAUACUUGGAGAUGGUGAUUCAGUUUGGUUUCAUCACCAUCUUCGUGGCGGCGUGUCCUCUCGCUCCUCUCUUCGCUUUUAUUAAUAACUGUGUGGAGAUCCGUUUGGACGCGCAGAAGUUCGUGACUGAAUAUCGGCGCCCGGUGGUGGAGCGAGCUCAGGACAUCGGCAUCUGGUUCUCCAUCAUGCAGUUCAUCACACACAUAGCCGUCCUCAGCAAUGCUUUCCUCAUAGCGUUCACCUCCUCCUUCCUGCCUCGUCUGUACUACCGCUACACCAGAGACAGCACGCUGAAGGGCUUCAUCAACUUCACGCUCGCAACAUCACCGCGCAACUACAGCCAGCAGCACCAGUCCUGCAGGUAUCAGGAUCUCAGGGAUGAAGAAGGUAAAUACCUGCCAGAGUACUUUCACCUCCUCGCCAUACGACUCAGUUUCGUCAUUGUGUUUGAGCACGUGGUCUAUUUCAUCGGACAUCUGAUCGACCUGAUGGUCCCUGACAUCCCAGAGGAGGUGGAGAUGAAGAUAAAGAGGGAGCACUACAUGGCCAAGGAGGCGCUAGCUGAGAACCAGUCUUUGGGAGAAACCCUGAUUCUUGGCGAGAAGGAUGACCUGUCCGGCGACCUGCGACAGCGUGGAUCAAGACCAUCACCACCACCAUCACCACCACCACCACAGAGCGCCUCCCCUCCACCAAACCUGAGGGACAUCCCAUAGGAACCCCAAACACCGGGCAGCUGCUAAAAUAUAGCGAACAUCACCCUGUGAACCGCGUAUCUUCCCACAAUCUCAACAUCCACAUCUAUUAGAAUGAGCUUCUCCUUUUGAUCAACCCCUCUCACAGAUCUAUAAGACCACCGUGUGAGGCCACUACAAGAUCUGCAAGAUCUCCUGAAUCCUUACGUCUCCUUGAAGAACUCUAUAAGAGGUCUACAAGAUCUAAAACUCUUCUGCUGGAUCUUAAAAAGAUCUGCAAGAAACAAGCAAGGGUGUAGGUUUGCAUACGGGCGGGAGGGACAUGUCCAACAGACUACUGUCUUACAGACUAGUCCCUUCUAAUAUUUGAACUCAUCUGCAUUAUGUUUGGAGUAAAGUCAGAUUAGAUUAUUCAGAUGUGCCCUCCCCAGAGACCAUGACAAAUUAUUGACCAAGAUUAUGUGACUAUGUUUAGCCAUAGUUUAAGUCCCUGUAUUCUAGAAGUUACAUUUAUAUACAACAAAUUUGCAACUGCAAAUACAUUUUGAAGGAAAAAGCCGCCCCUCCUGCUGAUUUUGACAGAAAAUCAUUUAUAAAUCCAUAAAUUCAUUCACAAAGAAUAUUUAGUGCUCUGCUAGUGCUACGUUCUUAUGUGAGUGCUUCAUUUUUAAACCAAGACUUAGGGCUUGUAACUGUUUAGCUCUUUUUCCCGGCGCCCUACCCGAGAAAAACGCUCGGGUCAGGGAGUUGGUUCUUCUGUCCCUUGUGUUGAGACUAGAGGUCUUCACAAGUCCAACAGUUUGGGCUGAAACCCAAAAAGACCCAGAAAUGUAUUCCUGGACUGGUCUCUUAUUUGAAAGCAAGGACUUGGACCAAUGAAAAACCGAGAAAUGGCCGACCUAACCCCAGCUGGGGGACCAGGCUGUGGACGCCAGGGGAGCGUGGCUCCUCUUAAUGAGCCAUGAGCUCCCCUAAAAACAUGAUUUGUGAAAUUUUCCAGGGGUCUCUAAAAUAUUGACUUAAAAUAUUGCUUUAUUGCCAUGUAUUUCUGUUUUCCUCUGUGGAUCAAAUGUAAAACUAGGCUAUUAUUGAUGUAUGAUUUAUGCAUUUAUGCCAAUUUACUUUAAAACAAACCGUAUAUAACUUUUAUCUAAGUAGGAAGUCACAUUGAGAUUAAAUCCUACCAGCAUGUUAUUCUUGUCAUCGCCAUCGAAGUGUGGCAGUGCAAUAUCAUAAACUUCACUCACUUUAGCUCAAAGCUCAGAAGAAACUUUUUUAGUCCCACUCAGUCUGUGUGCAGAAUCUCCAUGAUUAAAUUAAGAUAAAGCACCAGGUGAAACUCUGGAACAGCUUUGCACAGCAGGCAGGACACACCUUCCCACCUCAUCUGAGUGUGAGAGGGGGUUUCCUGCCAUUACUGAUACUGACAGCAGGGCGCAAUAGGUUGCAUGAAAUCAGCCUCUCAUCACUCCUUGUGGUUUUUAAUGGACCCCCUUUGGCAAGACCCAAUCUGCACCUGCACCAAUUUCACUACUGAUUGUUAUUUUAACAUAAUUAAAGUGAACUUUCUUAACAAAA